AUGUGGAUGAAGCGAAUGAAAUGGUUGAUGGUCUUGAUCUUUGUGACACCAGCGGCUACUGAUUGGAACCUAGUUAUUUCAAGAGUUUACAUGCAACCAUUGUUCGGUGGAUUUGCUUCUGAAUACACGAGAAAAGUUCCAUGGGCCAAACAAUCUCGUUUCCAAUUGUUUUUCAUCUCCGUUGCAUUAUUCUUCACUAUCACCUGCUAUUCAUACACUCUCCACUCCCUUAUAACCCUUCCCAACCGGAUCAUAACUGCAGAAAAAACUUUAACGAUAGCAACCGCCUAUGUAUCCAUCGGAUAUGUGGUUCUCGCUGGAAUGCAAUUUUUCUUUGCCUUUUUCCCUUAUCUACUUAGCGAUGCAUUCUACGCAAUCUCUACACUUGCAUAUGACUUUUUGAAUGUUGGGAGCCCCGUCAUUAUGAUAAUGGUGACUGAAAGUUUAAGACACCAUGUAUUCAGAUCGAAAUCUGCUACACAACAAAAUCAGAAUUCAGGAGAUCAUGUGUUCUUGGUGGGUGUUAUGAUUGUGGUGAAUCACUCGAAAACUUGCAAAUUUAUAAUUCAAUCUUUGCUGGUUUUGAAUCGAAUGACAUGUGUAAUGUAUCCAACUUCUCAUAUCAAAAUGUGGAUGAAGCGAAUGAAAUGGUUGAUGGUCUUGAUCUUUGUGACACCAGCGGCUACUGAUUGGAACCUAGUUAUUUCAAGAGUUUACAUGCAACCAUUGUUCGGUGGAUUUGCUUCUGAAUACACGAGAAAAGUUCCAUGGGCCAAACAAUCUCGUUUCCAAUUGUUUUUCAUCUCCGUUGCAUUAUUCUUCACUAUCACCUGCUACUCAUACACCCUCCACUCCCUUAUUACCCUUCCCCACCGUAUCAUAACUGCAGAAAGAACUUUAACAAUAGCCACCGCCUAUGUAUCCAUCGGAUAUGUGGUUCUCGCUGGAAUGCAAUUUUUCUUUGCCUUUUUCCCUUAUCUACUUAGCGAUGCAUUCUACGCAAUCUCUACACUUGCAUAUGACUUUUUGAAUGUUGGGAGCCCCGUGAUUAUGAUAGUGGUGACUGAAAGUUUGAGACACCAUGUAUUCAGAUCGAAACCUGCUGAACAAGAAAAUCAGAGUCACGUGUUCACGGUGAUCAAGAGUCGCAGUGUAUCUUGA
This is a messenger RNA of Caenorhabditis remanei, 1161 nucleotides long. RefSeq lists its product as uncharacterized. The record is from RefSeq and is a predicted model, not a curated record. Gene Ontology annotation, cellular component: membrane. The transcript is spliced from 6 exons. Gene Ontology annotation, biological process: sensory perception of chemical stimulus. The coding region runs from base 1 to 1161 and encodes 386 amino acids. NCBI's taxonomy places the organism in Eukaryota, Metazoa, Nematoda, Chromadorea, Rhabditida, Rhabditidae. Gene Ontology annotation, molecular function: transmembrane signaling receptor activity.